UCUUGUUCUGAUUCAGAGCUGAGUUCUACUACAGUGCUCGAUCAGUCCUCACCUCCAUGUGAAUCUGAUGUGUUCCCCAACAACUCCUCAUGCCCAUACCAUCAUCCAUUCAGGCAUGGCCUUUUCAAUUAUCACCGUCACCACCGCUUUUUUCUCUUUUCCCAUUUUGCCCUCCCUAUAUUAUUAUUUUUAUAUAUUUUAUGAGUUUGGGCAUCACUUCUCUCUAUCUCCAUCUCUUUUGUAUAAAUAGAAACAUUCAAGAUCAAGGGAAAAAAAUUGAAGUCUCUUCUUCUCUACUUCUCUGAAGUCUAAAGCUAUGAAUUCGUCUACUAGUCAUAACGUUGGUGCUCAAAUUGUUGCCAAACGCACCUCUUCUCGACGAACGGCGUCGUUUUCGUCUUCAUCUUCAUUUUCAUCCACUUCGUCAUAUUUUCCCGACGAUUCUCCUCUCAGUCCUGCCACCCCGCUAAGAUUUUCUGGGGUGCCAUUUUCUUGGGAACAAUUACCCGGAAUUCCCAAGAAAAAUAAUAUUAACAACAACGUGCUCAAAAAGAAGGAAUCUUUCUUGAAACAACUCCCUCUUCCGCCUCCCCUUACACACCCAAACUUGAAAAACUUACAUUUCAACCCCAACAUCGGAGUGAAGAAGAAAUUCAGCGGCAGUGGCGAUCACAGCUUUAGAAAGGAUCCGUUCGUAGCCGCAUUGGUUGAAUGUUCAAAAGGAGAUGAUGACAACGAUGAAAAUGACGAUUCAACGAGCAGCAAGCUGUUUUUGAAUGUGGGGAAAGUAUCAAGAAGUAUAAGUGACAGGUUUGGAUUUGUAAAUCUUUACACUUCUUGUAAAAGAACUUGUGCAGUUUCAGAAUCCAUAGUUUAUCUUCCGAGGUCUAGCAGAACAUCUUAUGAUCUAAUUCAUCGCCGCCGUUCACGCUGAAUUGAACAGCCGUUGAUCGUUACUACUACUACUGAUAACUCAUCGGAGGCUGGUGAUGAAUUCUGGGUUUGCUUAAAUUAAGAAAAAAAAUUAAAUUAUAUUUCAGUUAUUGUCUUUUCUGGAUUAGGGAUGUCCCAGUUCUGAAAUUUAUAUUGUAAUGAGAAAUGCUAUAUGAACAAA
Messenger RNA from Mangifera indica (mango), 1114 nucleotides. RefSeq lists its product as uncharacterized. NCBI's taxonomy places the organism in Eukaryota, Viridiplantae, Streptophyta, Magnoliopsida, Sapindales, Anacardiaceae. The transcript has a single exon. Bases 317 to 934 code for a protein of 205 amino acids. The record is from RefSeq and is a predicted model, not a curated record.